AUGCGCGUACUACUCACUGGCGCAACUGGCGCGGCUGGCCUUGGUGCUCUACGGGCGCUUCUCACGGACGAGAAGAUCACACAAGUGACGAUUCUCGCCCGGCGUCCCCUUCCUGCGUGGGUCGAAUUACCCGGAGGCACACCUGCACCUUCCAAAGACGGUUCGCCGACGCACCCCAAACUUCGUACUGAGGUCCUCUCCAACUUCAAGUCAUACCCUACGGAGCUGCUCAGUGGCCACGACGGUGCCAUUUGGGCGCUUGGCAAGUCGCAACGCGGAAUGAGCGAGGCGGACUACACAGAAAUGACGCUUGGAUAUUGGGAUGCAUUCAUCGAGUCGACGAAAGCGGCAGGACUGGGCAAGCCGGAAAGCCCAUUCCGCGUCGUUUUCAUCAGCGGCAACGGUGCCGAUUCCAGUGAGAAGAGUCGGAUAUUGUUUGCCCGUGUUAAGGGCAAAGCCGAGAACCACAUCAUCGCCCGCGAGAAGGAGUCCGACGGAGCCGUACUUGCCACUAUCCUACGCCCAGGCUACUUCUUCCCAUCACUCAAGUACCCCGCCGAUGCCCUCAACACGCGUGGGGCGUUCGAACGAGGACUGGACACGGUUCUGGGUGGGUUCGGACGAUGGGCCAUGGGUAUCACCGUCGAGGAUAUGGGUCGCUUUGCGACGGAGGCGGUUAAGGGUACCUGGGACGGCAAGGGCCCCAUCUACGAGAAUUGGGAUAUGAAGAAGCUUCUGAAGACGCUUUCUUCAUAG
Molecule: messenger RNA, 756 nt
Organism: Peniophora sp. CBMAI 1063
Lineage: Eukaryota; Fungi; Basidiomycota; Agaricomycetes; Russulales; Peniophoraceae
Source: the annotation of a GenBank genome assembly